Molecule: messenger RNA, 3004 nt
Organism: Rhopalosiphum maidis (corn leaf aphid)
Lineage: Eukaryota; Metazoa; Arthropoda; Insecta; Hemiptera; Aphididae
Product: acid sphingomyelinase-like phosphodiesterase 3a
Exons: 12
Coding region: 421-1818 (465 amino acids)
Molecular function (GO): hydrolase activity
Source: RefSeq, a predicted model, not a curated record
UCGAACGUGUAGUCAGCGCCCGCGCGCCACUCUAACUUACUCGUCGACGACACUAUACGAACGCGUAAAGUUUCACGGUGGGACGAAAUCGCGUGGUUCCAGAUUUGUACCAUAUUCCGCCAACUUCGGGUGAAUACAAUAAUAUUUUGGUUAACAUUAACAGUUUUUCAAAUUUUUCGCUUUUUAUUUUUUUCCCGGGAUCAUUUUGAUUUUUUUUUCAAUUGGAUAACACGUCAUUUCGUCUAGGCAGACGUCUCAUACCGAACUAUUACAUAUGCGUCGUGGGACUUAGAACAUCGAUCAGACUAACUGGUGACUGCAGAAUAACUGAUACUAGUCGAUUUUCGUGAAUUAAAAAUUGAGUCAAAUAUCUAACGGGAAGAUAAAAUGCGACCUCUAUAGGAGGUUUAACGGGCAGUGAUGCUGUUUUUCACAUUUAUUGUCUGUGCAAUAGCCAUCAACAAUGUUUCGUCGAAAACAGGAUACUUUUGGCACAUCACCGAUAUACAUUAUGACGUGAAUUACGCAGCCACCGGCGAUUACGCACAAAGUUGCAAGCGGUCGGCGGUCGAUCCGGAACUAUUGGUCAUGGAACGGCCCAGUCUACCGUCCGGCGGCGGUAGACUGGGCGACUACGGAUGCGAUUCGCCGUGGACACUGGUCCAGUCCGCUGUGAAAGCAAUGAAGGAGAAGCACGGGGACAACAUCGAAUUCGUGCUAUGGUCCGGAGACUCCGUGUCGUCAGACGUAGUGGACAUGCAUACCCGCGUGAUGGCUAUCCAGAACGUUACUAACCUCCUCAUCCAUACGUUUAGCAGCCAGUUCGUAUUUCCGGUGCUGGGCCACGAUGACCCAGGUGCCAUGAAAAACCAGUUGAUAGACUACACGAGUCUUGGACACUAUUGGCGGCAGUGGUUACCCACCGACGCCAUACAGACGUUCAACAAAGGAGGUUAUUAUACGAUCGAGCAAAAAGGAAAUAAACUUAGAAUAAUUGCGCUCAAUUCAAAUGCAUUUUCGACUGUAGAAAGACAGCAGAACGUUGUCAACCCUAUAGAACAGCUCGAAUGGUUGGAAAAAAUCUUAUUGAAAUCAGUCAUGAACAAAGAAACGGUGUAUCUGGUGAGCCACAUGUGCCCGGGAGCCAACGAAAGAGACCAGGACGAGGCACCUACGUUCAAAGACGACUACAGUGCGAGAUACAUGGAAAUGAUCCGGAGGUUUGCGAACAUCAUUGUCGGACAGUUUUGCGGUCAUUUGCACUCCGACACGUUCCGAAUCGUCUACGACCAAAACAAAAAACCAGUAUCGUGGAUGAUGGUGGCUCCGUCGUUGACGCCUAACAAGUCUCCUGGCGUUUCCAACAACCCUGGCUUGAGACUGUACAAAUUCAACACGAAUUCGGGCCACAUUAUAGAUUACACGCAGUACUACAUCGAUCUGGAGUCGUCGCCCAACGGCGAUCCGGACGACUGGAGAAUCGAGUAUAACCUAACGCACUACUACGGACUCCACGAAAUCACGCCCAGGUCUCUGCACGCGAUCGCUGAAACGUUCCAAGACGACGAGUCGGUGCAGUUCGACAGAUACAUAGAAGCCAACUCAGUGCGACAGUUCAAACCCAAGGAUUGCAAUCUGGAAUGCAGGCGAGCGCAUUAUUGUGCCGUCACCGAGCUCGACUAUAGUCGGUUUCACAGUUGCGUGGAGACGGCCGCUGAGGCACUUUCCGGGUCGGUUCGUCCACGGAGCGGGGAAGCUCUUUUCACAGCAGCCGCCCUGCUUACCGUCGUGAUGCUGACACGGCACUGCCGCCACUAGCCACUGCUAACACCGCCGACAACGCAAACAAAGUCUUCGGAGACGUCUUACUCACGAAAACGUAUAAUAAUAUUACAACAACAGCAAAGGUCGACUCGACGUUUUUCUCUAUAUCUUUCUCUUUUUAUAUAUAUAUAUAUAUAUAUAUAUUUAGCUCUCUUUCUCUCUCUCUCGCUCUACUUGUCUCGAUCUCUCGGUUACAAAUCUCUGUGUGUAUAUAAUAUUUAAAAAAAUAAACUCGCGUCAGACGUGUCACGACUUCCGUCAUCGAAAUCGCUUCUCGACGAUCUAUAAAAUAAAUAUAUAUAUAAUACGACGAUAUUCUAUAAUGCAUUACGAUAUAAUAUACGCUCCCUCUCACCAUCCGUACCCUCCCUUCCCCGACGACCAUAGACUUCAAACGCUCGUCUGUUCCCGCUACUGCGUUGAACGCCGCGCGAGACAACGGAACGAGAGCUAUUUUUUCCAAAUCUUACUACGACGCCGAGUUUGAUUUAUUCCACGUCCAUAUCCGUUGGAUUUUACGUUUGCAGCUGGGACACCUCUAUACACGACUAGGAAGGUUUAUUAUUAUUAUUAUUAUUAUUUUCCCACGUCGAACCCGCCAGUUUUUUCCUCUCAACUAGACGUCUUGGAUCGUAUAUUUUACCUCCGCAGAUCAACACGCUGCGAUAACUUAUUAUUUUUACAUCCGUUAACGAGAAAAUAUGAUGCUCAUCCUACAUAUAUAUAUAUAUAUACGUAGUUAUAUUAUAUUAUGCGGUUCAGGGCGAUUUUUUUUCCGCACCGAUCAAUCUGCCUGAGAUAUUUUACCCUGUCCGUUUAAAUAAGUCCGUCAUAAUAAUGCACUGCACAAUUUUCAUACUACCUUUUAUUUCCUAUUGCCGUAGCCAUCGUUCAAUAACAUCAUGAUUUCUGUGUAAUAUAUUAUACUCGGAAUCCGUGGGUACGUGGAGUGGCAUUGCGUGGAGCGCACUAUUCAAAUGAAACCAAACUUUCGUUUUAUAACGUAAUUAGCACGCCAUAGCAUAUCAUACAAUUAUAUAUUUUAAAGUUAAAGCCGUUUUGUCUGCCUUUUCAGGAAAAUAAAUAUUUAAUUAUCGUAUCAUCGCGUAAUGAAAACACUCAAAAUCAGCUCUUUCAGGAUAAAAAAAUAAUAUUCUAAAAUAACCUGUUAUAGUAAUAA